AUGGCACCCGUUUCAACUCCGCCCCUCUGCGCGUCUAGAGCGGUUCCCCCAUGCGGAGGAGGUCCUGGCUGUUCUGAAACCUCGCUUGCCUGCGGGGAGCAAGCGUGGCCUGGGCAGCAGAUCUCAACCUGUGAUUGUGACAUCAUCGCCCCUACCUGAAAUGCCGGCUUCUUGUGCGGAAGUUUUAUUUUUCACAAAUCUGCAAGGGGCAAGGAGCCUCUCACAGCCUGCUCAGGGUUACGUAGUUAGGUUUACCCUCUCGCAGCUCAGCUCAGCGCACACCUUUCCUUCCCUCAUCCCGUCCUUUCCCUCAUCCCUGCCUACGCCGCUUCUGACAUGCUUAGUGCAGCUUCUCCGUAAAGGUGGAGCUAAUGGCCCCUGGGCCUAGCAGUUGUUAGGCCUUUUGGGAGCCCAUGAUGGGAGCUCCCUGGUAAGUGAAACCGUCAAUUCUCUGCCUAAAAUGACAAUACCCCAUCUCUGGUAUCUUUGCACUUGCCUUUUCAAAGCCACCUUUUCGUUUUUCUGUCUCUGGACUGUCACAAAUCCUCCUCUGCACCCCAAGAACACCCCAUUGGAUUUCCGGGCUGGCUGAGUCUACACACCUGGGUCAGGCCUCUCGCAGGGAUGCUCCUGCCACUGUAAUGAAGAGAAGAAAACGUCACAGGGGAAAGGCCUGACUCCUUCAUACAGUCAGGAAACUCAGCCGCACAGAGAAGGGACCCUUCUAAGCCAUUUUGGGAGCCACAUCCACCACUUUUGUGACUCCCACACAGGGUGGCCAACAUGGAUGUCUUCACCUGCCAGAGUCAAAGAAAAGGUACUGGGAGAUCCAUAGGGAGGAAGGCGGAACAUCCGGAGGCUGGGAAAUGGGAGUGUUGACAUUCAGGGAUGUGGCCAUAGAAUUCUCCCCAGAAGAGUGGGAAUGCCUGGACUCUGCUCAGCAGCAUUUGUACAGGGAUGUGAUGUUGGAGAACUACGGAAACCUGUUCUCCUUGGGUCUUGCUGUCUUUAAGCCAGACUUGAUUACCUAUCUGGAGCAAAGAAAAGAGCCCUGGAAUGUGAAGAGACAGAAGACAGUAGCCAAACACCCAGGAGUCCAACCUUAUUAUAUUCUCCAUAGAGCUGGCUCUUUUCAUUUUACUGCAGAGAUAUUGCCGGAGCAUGACAUAAAUGAUUUAUUUCAAAAAGUGAUUCUGAGAAAAUCUGGAAGCUGUGACCUUAAUACUUUACGUUUAAAGAAAGACUACCAACGUGUGGGUAAUUGCAAGGGGCAGAAAAGCAGUUAUAAUGGCAUUCAUCAAUGUUUGUCAACUACCCAUAGCAAAACCUGUCAAUGUAAUAAAUGUGGCAAAGCUUUUGGGUUGUGCUCAGUCUUCACCAAACAUAAGAAAAUUUUUAGCAGAGAGAAAUGCUACAAAUGUAAAGAAUGUGGCAAAGACUGUAGGUUGUCAGAUUUUACCCUGCAGAAGAGAAUUCAUACUGCAGAUAGAUGCUACAAAUGUGAAGAGUUCGGCAAAGCCUGUAAAAAGUUCUCAAAUCUUACUGAACAUAAUAGAGUUUAUACUGGAAAGAAACCCUACAAAUGUGAAGAAUGUGGCAAAACGUUUACCUGUUCAUCAGCCCUUAUUAAACACAAGAGAAAUCAUACUGGAGACAGACCCUACAAAUGCGAAGAAUGUCACAAAGCCUUUAGGUGUUGCUCAGACCUUACUAAACAUAAGAGAAUUCAUACUGGAGAGAAACCCUACAAAUGUAAAGAAUGUCACAAAGCAUUUAGGUGUUGCUCAGACCUUACUAAACAUAAGAGAAUUCAUACUGGAGAGAAACCCUACAAAUGUAAUGAAUGUGGAAAAGCUUUUAUGUGGAUCUCGGCCCUUAGUCAACAUAACAGAAUUCAUACUGGAGAGAAACCCUACAUUUGUGAAGAAUGUGGCAAAGCCUUUACCUACUCCUCAACCCUUAUUAGCCACAAGAGAAUUCAUAUGGAAGUGAGACCUUACAAAUGUGAAGAAUGUGGCAAAACCUUUAAGUGGUUCUCAGACCUAACUAAUCAUAAGAGAAUUCACACUGGAGAGAAACCCUACAAAUGUGAAGAAUGUGGCAAAACCUUUACCUGCUCCUCAAACCUUAUUAAACACAAGAGAAUUCAUAUGGAAGUGAGACCUUACAAAUGUGAAGAAUGUGGCAAAACCUUUAAGUGGUUCCCAGACCUGACUAAUCAUAAGAGAAUUCACACUGGAGAGAAGCCCUACAAAUGUGAAGAAUGUGGCAAAACCUUUACCUGCUCCUCAAGCCUUAUUAAACACAAGAGAAGUCAUACUGGAGACAGACCUACAAGUGCGAAGAAUGUGGCAAAGCCUUUAAGUGCUUCUCAGAACUUACUAGUCAUAAGAGAAUUAACACUGGAGAGAAACCCUACAAAUGUGAAGAAUGUAACAAAGCCUUUAGGUGGUUCUCAGACCUUACUAAACAUAAGGUAAUUCAUACUGGAGAUAAACCUUACAAAUGUAAUGAAUGUGGAAAAGCUUUUACGUGGAUCUCGGCCCUUAGAAAACAUAAGAGAAUUCAUACUGGAGAGACACCCUACAUCUGUGAAGAAUGUGGCAAAGCCUUUACCCGCUCCUCAAUCCUUAUUAACCACAAGAGAAUUCAUAUGGAAGAGAGACCUUACAAAUGCGAAGAGUGCAGCAAAACCUUUACGUGGCUCUCAGACUUUACUAAUCAUAAGAGAAUUCACCCUGGUGAGAAAACCCUACAAAUGUGAAGAAUGUGGCAAAGUAUUGAGCUCAUUCUCACACCUCAUUAGACAUAAGAGAAUUCAUACUAGAGAGAAGCUCCGCAAGUGUUAAAAAUGUGGAAAAGCCUUUAACAAGUCGUCAUAUUGUGUUCAACAUCAGAGACUUACUACUGAACAAAUGUAGUAUAAAGAAUUUAUGUGAAAGAACAUGGUCAAUGGUUGCUGCACCAGAGUUAGGAGAAGUUCUUCCGUAUCAGAUAAAAAGAUUUAUAUACUUCCCCAUGGAAGAUUAAGAGAACUGAAAUCUACGCCGGGCGCGGUGGCUCACGCUUGUAAUCCCAGCACUUUGGGAGGCCGAGGCGGGUGGAUCACGAGGUCAGGAGAUCGAGACCACAGUGAAACCCCGUCUCUACUAAAAAUACAAAAAAUUAGCCGGGCGUGGUGGCGGGCGCCUGUAGUCCCAGCUACUCGGAGAGGCUGAGGCAGGAGAAUGGCGUGAACCCGGGAGGCGGAGCUUGCAGUGAGCCGAGACUGCGCCACUGCACUCCAGCCUGGGUGACAGAGCGAGACUCCGUCUCAAAAAAAAAAAAAAAAAAAAAAAGAUUAAGAGAACUGAAAUCUAAGAUACAUGAAGAAAUUCUAAGUGGAAAGGCCACUUAGUGGUUGAUUUACAACAGCAUUAUAAGUGACAGGGUGAUAGAAGUGUGGUAAGUGAUUAGGAUAAUAUUCUGCAUAGUAAGAGAAACAAUUUGAAUUUUAGAAGGAAAUUGCUUUACCAUUUGCAAACUAAGGUAAUUAAAAUACAGUGAAUUUCAAAAUGCCUUUUAAUGACAAUGUAUGAACUUAAUUUAUUUUAAUAAACCAAAAUUAUUGUUAUUGGGUUAAGGCUGUUUUACAUUGAAUGUGUAUCUUGCCACUGAUGUUGACUUAUCCCAUCUUACCCAAGGUUGUAGGUCAACAGAUGGUAACAAUAUACUAUUGUGUGACCGAGGAAUAACAUCUCUAGUGAUUUCUUUGUCAGUCAUCUUUAACUUAACAUAAUUUGGGGAAUAUGAUUCCUACAAAUUAACAUUUUUGUUUUUCUUGUAACUACAGGUUAUUAUGAUGUUUAUGAUGAAGAUUAUAUGAGUAUAAUGGAGCUAUAUGUUUCUGAAUUCUGAACAACUUUACAAAAUUUUAUCCUACUUUUUCUGUUGAAAAUAUGACUUCUCUGGUCCACUAAACACGUACAGACCUUUAGUUUUGAUUUACAUCAAUUUAAAUAUACAAAUGUAUCACUGUAAAAUAAACUUCAGGUGUAACAGA
Symphalangus syndactylus (siamang) is the source of this 4042-nucleotide messenger RNA. Its product is annotated as putative zinc finger protein 727. The record is from RefSeq and is a predicted model, not a curated record. Gene Ontology annotation, biological process: regulation of transcription by RNA polymerase II. Gene Ontology annotation, cellular component: nucleus. Gene Ontology annotation, molecular function: DNA-binding transcription factor activity, RNA polymerase II-specific; RNA polymerase II cis-regulatory region sequence-specific DNA binding. NCBI's taxonomy places the organism in Eukaryota, Metazoa, Chordata, Mammalia, Primates, Hylobatidae.